Messenger RNA from Spodoptera exigua (beet armyworm), 852 nucleotides. The record is from the annotation of a GenBank genome assembly. Lineage: Eukaryota; Metazoa; Arthropoda; Insecta; Lepidoptera; Noctuidae.
UUUUGCAUUCACUUGCAUAUACCAUAAUAUUGUAUUUAGUUUACCAGUUUAUGUUACCAUGUACAGUAGCUGAAAUACAUACCUAUACAAGUUGUUAAAUUAUUUAUACAUACAAUAUAAAUCACAAAUACUUUAAAGACUUAAACAAUAAAACUAUUAAGACUUUUUAGAAGUUGAGUUUACACAGAAAAUGCAUUUUUUGAUGUAUAAUAUUAUGGUUCCACUUAUUAUAUAAAAGGAAUUUGAUAUAUUCUGCAAAGAUUAUUUAUUCUGGAUGUCUUUUUGCAGUCUUCUCUGUCUUGUUCUUUCUUGCUGAAAUAUUAUGAUCUUGUUGAGGGUAAAAAAAUUGUGUAUUUUCCUUUAUCCCAGUAAUAACUUAAAUAUUAUUGUGAGUAUGUUCAAUAUAAUCAAUGGAAUUCUGGUGACUGUUCUAAUAGAUCUAACCAAGUUUAAAAUUUGGAACUUCACUGUUGAUUGGUCUUCAAAUCCUUGGUUUGGAUUGUUAGAUCCCCAUCCCAUUUUUUGCAUAAAUCUUUCUUCGUGUAAUACACAUACUGCAUUCAAGCAAAGCAGGGAUGCUUCAAAUAAAUUCCAUAAGGUAAGCAUGGUAAAAUUUGGGAUUUGAUAAAAUUAUUUAAAAGAAAAUCGUCGGUAUUUGUUGUGACAGCUUUAGAACACACAACAAGAUUCUUUUGACAAUAUUGACAUUGACAUUAAAACGACGAAUAAGCAUUUUUGACAUCAGCGGCUGCAUUCCGGUUCACGGCGCAUAUAACAGUUUUAAAAGCAAAGUUUGAACAUAUAUCAUUAACACCCGGUUUCCGGAAGGCUGAUCAAUGUUAAAAUGAAUUU